AUGCUCCUGGGCUUUCGCAGAGGACGCAAGAACCAGUUUAAGCAUAUCGUCCAUGGCCUCCUUCCUGCAGCCAGCAUUGCACCGAAGCCAGCUGUGCCCCGCACACCUCCUCCUCGCAGCCCCAAUCCCUCUCCAGAGAGACCAAGAUCUGCUCUGGCCGCAGCCAUCCUGGCAACGACUUUGACUGGACGGACUGUGGCCAUUCCUCAACCUCGCCAAAGGUCUCGGUCUGAGAGUGACACGACAUAUGACGGGAAGGACAGCUUCAUCGAGCCCUAUGCCACCACCUCAGAGCUGAGGCUUCGACCAACUUGGCAGAAUGAGAUGGGAAGAGGAACUUCUUUACCGUCCUUUGCAUCGUUGGGCUGCGAGGAGGAAGAGGACAUCGACACGCACCUGUCUUCCAGCUCCGAGGAGCCGGGGAAUGCCAGGGCUCACAAAGCAGUGAGGAUGAUCAGUGAGGCGGUGUACACUGUGCCACACAAAAAUCAGUCUCCAUCAUUCCAUGAGGUGGACGGUGAAGAAGAUGACACUAUUUCUGAGCAAGAUAGGUUUUCAGACUCACCUCUCACACCACAGGGUGCACAAGAAAAAGGUCACCGGCGUUCCAUCCUGAAUUUGAAGGAUGAGAAACCUCCGUUAAGUGAAAAGCCUCCACCGGCACCAGAUGUAGCUGGUAGAACACGUCUGAGGUGUAUAGAAAUAACCAAAGAAAAAUUUGAAGAAUUUCAAGAAGAAAACUUGUCUUUAAGCCAUAUAAAUCAAACCCUUGCCCAUGAGUGUGAUGUAGUGAAGCAAGCAAUGAAAGAACUACAAGUAAAACUUAAGAAAUUGGAAAAAGAAAACAGAAGACUGAGAAAGGCUGAGAAAACAUCCUCUCAGGAAGCUGUGCCUGAAUUACUUCGUCUACGAAAACAAGCAGGAGAACUAGUGGAUGAAAAUGAUGAGUUGAGAAUGACUGUCCAUCGUCUGAAUGGAGAAUUGAGUAGAUAUCAAACCAAAUUCAGGCAUUUGUCCAAAGAAGAGAUCUUAAACAUCAAAGGUCUCCCAAUGAAGGGUCCUACACCACCCUGGUUGCUGGACCGGAAGUACCUGUCACCCCUGUUGCUGGCUUAUGAAGACAGGAUGAAAGAGAAGGACGAGCUCAUUGCCACCCUCAAAGAGGAUAUGAAGGCGUUUAAGAUUCGAGUCCAAGAAGUCGUGAAAGAAAAUGAAGAAUUACAUCAAGAGUUGAAUAAGAGCUGUCCUGUUAGCAAUAAGGACUGGCGUCAGCUUCAGGCUCAAGCAGAACUGGUUUUGGAGGAGAACAAGGUGUUGUUACAGCAGUUGGAGAUCCAGCAGACGAAAGCCCAGGAAGUGCAGCAGGCGCAUCUGCUGGAAGUUUCCAAGCUGACCAAACAGCUCCUGCUUCUGGAGACGAAAACUCAGAACCAGGAAAAGGAACUCACAGACAGCCAGAAGCAGCUGCAAAUUCUACACAACAAAUGCCAAGAACUGCAAACCCAGAUGGAAGAGAGAAUUGCAAUGAAAGUUCAUAAUUCUAUAGUAAAUGAAUUAAAAAGCCGGUUACAGAAGGAAGAAGAGAAAGGAAGUGCUGAGAUGGAAGAGUUGAUGGAGAAGCUCACAGUCCUGCAAGUACAGAAAAAGAGCCUGCUUUUAGAGAAGAACAAUCUGACGGUUAAAAGCAAAGCCCUGGAAGCUGAGCUGGAAAAGGCACACAAGACAAAUAGGAGAUCUCAGAAGAAAAUUGAUGUCCUCAAAAAGCAGGUGGAACAGGCCAUGGAGAAUGAGAUCUUUGCUCACCAGUACCUGGCCACGCUUGUUGGACUGGCAGAGAAUGUAACCCAGGAGCGUGACAAUCUCAUGUACUUGGCUAAAUGCUUAGAAAAUGAGAAGAAUGGUGUUCUCAACAAAAUAAUAGAAGACAAUAUUCGCCUGGGAAAACUGGAGGAAAAAGUGAAGGGCUACAAGAAGCAGGCGGCACUGAAGCUGGGUAACAUCAGCCACCGUCUGAAGGAGCAGCAGGAAGACUUCGCUGGCAAGACCGCGCAGUACAAGUGGGAGAUGAGACACCUCCACAAGAUGCUGCAGGACAAGCAGGAAGUCCUGGACCAGGCGCUGCAGCAGAAGAGAGAGGUGGAAGGGGAGCUGGAAAUUGUCUGGGAGUCCACCUCCAAGGAGAACCGAAGGAUCCGGGAGCUCCUGCAGGCUACGCUGGAGAGGAGAGGCCUGGGGGAGUUCGGUGGAGCAGGCGAGGACCCGGGCAGGGACGCUGCCGCCCAGGGGGACCUGCCAGAUGGCCACAACUUCAGCUACUGUGACUUGAAGCCACCCCCGCAUGUCCAGCAGGGUCUGCAGGAGCUGCUGAGCUAG
Molecule: messenger RNA, 2373 nt
Organism: Elephantulus edwardii (Cape elephant shrew)
Lineage: Eukaryota; Metazoa; Chordata; Mammalia; Macroscelidea; Macroscelididae
Gene: CEP89
Product: centrosomal protein 89kDa
Exons: 19
Coding region: 1-2373 (790 amino acids)
Biological process (GO): mitochondrion organization; cilium assembly; chemical synaptic transmission
Cellular component (GO): ciliary transition fiber; centriole
Source: RefSeq, a predicted model, not a curated record